CUCUCACUGUCAACAACGUCCCAUCCUGAAGACACACGCAGGGCCACACCACCCUGAACGCGCCCGAUCUCGUCUGAAGACACACGCACCCCAACUGAGAGUGGGAGUCAGUUUGAGGUCUAGCUUCAUUGACACUUCCUCCAAAGGCACAAAAGCCAGAAAAGAGAAAUGAAGACAGGACAUUUUGAAAUGGUCACCAUGCUGCUGGCAGCCAUGAUUCUAAUGGACAUCUUCCAGGUGAAGGCUGAAGUGUUAGACAUGGCAGACAAUGCAUUUGAUGAUGAGUACCUGAAAUGUACUGACAGGAUGGAAAUCAAACAUGUCCCUCAACUGCUCAAGGAGGAAAAAGUGAGCCACCAACUCUUAAACACUGUGUGGGAAAAUGCAAAAGCCAAAUGGGAAGCCCGAAAGACACAGCUUGUUCUCCCUAUGAAUUUUAAGGAUAACCAUGGGAUCGCCCUGAAGGCAUAUAUUUCUGAAGCCCAGGAGCAAACUCCCUUCUACCGUCAGUUCAAUGAAGCUGUGAAGAUGGCUGGCCGGUCUCGAAAAGAUUAUAUCUAUGGCUUCCAGUUCAAAGCUUUUCAUUUUUACCUAACAAGAGCCCUGCAGUUUCUGAGAAGACCUUGUGAUGACAGUUAUAAAAAUGUGGUGUACAGAACAAGCCAGAACACCUCAUUUACCUUUGGAGGGCUAAACCAGGCCAGGUUUGGCCAUUUCGCCUUGGCAUAUUCAGCCAAACCUCAAGCUACUAAUGAUCAGCUCGUUGUGUUAUCUAUCUAUACGUGCUUUGGAGUUGCCGUUGAAAAAUUUUUUGAUGAAGAAAGUGAAAGAAUUACUUUAAUACCUCUGAGUGAGGUUUUUCAAGUGUCACGGGAAGGGGCUGGCAAUAACCUUAUCCUUCGAAGCAUAAACAAGACCUGCAGCCAUUACCAGUGUGCAUUUCUGGGUGGGCUGAAAACCGAAAACUGUGUUGAGAACCUAGAGUAUUUUCAGCCCAUCUAUGUCUACAAUGCUGGUGAGAAAACCCAGAAGAUUGAAGACACUGGGGAAAAAAGCCAGGAGCUCACUGUCUUACCCGGUAUGAAAAUCUUUGAACCCACCCAAAUACCUGGAAUGAAAGUUCCAGAACCUUUUCCACUACCUGAAGACAAAGCUCAAGAAAAUAUCAACAAUCCUAGUCCAGUUCCUGUUCCAGGUCCCAAAUCUCAUCCUUCUGCAUCCUCUGGCAAAAUGCUCCUUCCACCGUUUGGGACAUUCGUCAUUUUAAUCAGUGCUUCUGCUAUAAAUCUUUGUUCUUCUGUAGUUUGAUACAUUCAUUUUCUUUCUUAUUCUUUACUUGAAAUACAUUAUAGGCAUCCCACAGGAGAUCAGAAGGAAUGAUGUAUUUUUCACUUGUUGGCCAAAGUCACUUGACAAAAUGAGAACUGUAUUAUUUAUUCAUUUUGUAAAUUCAGAAAGUUGGUCCAGAUAUAAUGUCACAGAAUUAACUUUUCACUUGUUUCUAUACUAAUCUUAUAAUUGAAAAAAAAACUCAAACUGUAUACUUCUGAUUAAAUUCAAUAAAAGACUUUAUUAGAUAUAA
Molecule: messenger RNA, 1582 nt
Organism: Microcebus murinus (gray mouse lemur)
Lineage: Eukaryota; Metazoa; Chordata; Mammalia; Primates; Cheirogaleidae
Gene: ART3
Product: ADP-ribosyltransferase 3 (inactive)
Molecular function (GO): NAD+ poly-ADP-ribosyltransferase activity; NAD+-protein-arginine ADP-ribosyltransferase activity
Source: RefSeq, a predicted model, not a curated record